Molecule: messenger RNA, 2787 nt
Organism: Exaiptasia diaphana
Lineage: Eukaryota; Metazoa; Cnidaria; Anthozoa; Actiniaria; Aiptasiidae
Product: serine/threonine-protein phosphatase 2A regulatory subunit B'' subunit beta
Exons: 14
Coding region: 459-2216 (585 amino acids)
Biological process (GO): protein dephosphorylation
Cellular component (GO): protein phosphatase type 2A complex
Molecular function (GO): protein phosphatase regulator activity; calcium ion binding
Source: RefSeq, a predicted model, not a curated record
CGCGCCACAUUCGAGUUGUUUUUGUUGAAACCCUACACGAUUCAACGGGUUUGAUGUCAUUUUUCAUGCAUUUACAAGUAUUUUUCGCUUCAUUUGGAUAGCAAGGAAGUACCGAAGGACAUCUUAACCUAUGAACCAGUCACGAGAAUCUUAUGGAAGAAUAACAACGAAGAUAUGAAGCCUUGACGUGGGGAGUUCGAAAGUAGCUGACAGUGGGCGAGGGACACGACAUCCGUUGCUUUUUGUGAUUCUUGGCAUAUCUUCGACAUGAUAAACUGCCCACACCAGUAAAUUAUAGUUAUGGCCAUUCAUGAAGUCUUUUUUGUCCUCAAAAUCAAGGAGUUCUGAAGUGAUAUUUUUGCGUGAUCAGUAUUUAUAAUUUUCAACACUUUGACAGUUACUGACAGUUUUCGCACAGACUUUGUACAAUAAUACUUUUUGGCUUUUGAUAGUCCUUCAUGGUUCACAUGGCCGUUACACCGAACUUAAAAGCCAAAGUAGACGAGCUGUUUCUUCGUUGGCUCUCGAUGCCAAGCACUCAACGGAUCCUUCGUGAUGAUUUGAACAAGGUUAUCGAAGGUCGACCUAUUUCGCCUAAACAGUGUUUAUCAAACUCUGGUUCAGGGGGAGGUAGUCGAUCCUCUUCCCCCCCGGCACCAUCCUCGUCUCCAACACCAGUACGGUCUCCUAGAAGCCCCAGAGAAGUACGAUCAUUGCGAAAGUCGGGAGCUAGAAAUUCUCCUCGUUCUCCAGAGCCAGAUCGACAUGGUUCGAUCAGGGUACCGAUGAAGACAGUUUCUCAUUUACCUGAUGACAAACACGGAUCGACAAAGAUAACCCCAGGUUGUGCAGCCAGCAUCCCGAAAUUCUAUUUUCCUUUUGGCAAACCAGCUUCAUCCAAUUCAUCGGACGUUGACUCAACAUUGAAGAAACUCGUUAAAGUCUUUGAUGUUUUCGAGAAAGGUUGUGUGAAGAAAGAGCAUUUUUCUGCAGUUACGAAGGCCUGUAAUCUGCCUCUCUAUUGGAAAGAAYCCUUGUUCUCGGCAUCUGGAGGACACAAAAAUGGAUAUGUUACACUUACUAUGUUUACAAGUCUUUGGAGAAGGUUGACAUCAACAUGUUUUGAUGAUGCAUCCAAGUUUGUUUACUUGAUGUCAUCAAAGACAACCAAAAAUGUUUUAGAAUCUGAGGAUUUUGUACCAUUAAUUCAGGAUAUUGUCAAUACUCAUGUUGGUCUCGCAUUUUUACAAGAUGCUCCAGAAUUUCAUUCCAGAUAUGUCCAUACAGUGAUUGCUAGAAUAUUCUACAAUGUCAACAGCUCAUGGACAGGUAAAAUCACUAUUCCAGAGCUAAGACGGAGCAAUUUUUUAGAGGUUCUGGCAUCACUAGAGGAUGAGGAAGACAUAAAUGAGAUUGUGGACUAUUUUUCUUAUGAACAUUUUUAUGUUAUUUAUUGUAAAUUCUGGGARCUCGAUACAGACCAUGAUCUCUUGAUUGAUGAGAAAGACCUUGCAAAGCACAACAAUCAUGCACUCUCCCUKCGGAUUGUAAAAAGACUUUUUUCUGGUUCAGUCACAAGGGGUAAGACGUGCAAGGAAGGCAAAAUGACAUACCCUGAGUUUGUGUGGUUUUUGCUAUCAGAAGAAGAUAAAAAACAUCCAAGAAGYAUAGAAUUUUGGUUUCGAUGUAUGGAUACAGAUGGCGAUGGUGUUUUGUCAAUGUAUGAAUUGGAGUUUUUCUAUGAAGAGCAAGCUUCUAAAAUGGAGGCAUUAGGGAUAGAAGCAAUGUCAUUCCAGGAUUGUUURUGUCAGGUUUUAGACAUGGUUAAACCAGUCGAUAAAGAUAAGAUAACCCUCAGUGAUCUACGCAGGUGUAAGAUGGCAYACAUCUUUUACAAUACAUUCUUCAACCUUGAUAAAUACAUUGAGUUUGAACAGAGAGAUCCAUUUGCCAAUGCUCGAGAAAAUKCAGAUGUUGAUAAUCCUCAGCCCUCAGACUGGGAACGGUAUGCCCAGGAAGAAUAYGAGCUUCUUGUAGCAGAGGAAGGAGCCAAUGACCAAGCAGAUGGAUAUGAAGAUGACUUUGAAGCUGAUGAUGAAGACUUACUAGAUGAAGAUAUACUCUCUCUCAAAGGUUUAUCAAGYGAAGAAGACAGCAGUCCUUGGAGUAUCAUGACUGAACUUACAGAUAAUAAAGAUGAGGAUGAUGAUAUCUAGGAAUAGAAUAGUCAAACAGUCAAACCAUCCAUCCAUGUGAGCUUAGAAAUGAUAAAGUCAGUUGACCAAAAGUGCUGCCAAUCCCAGCUCUUCACAAAGAAUAUCUCAGCAACCCAAAUGACUAUCACUGAAUGUCACAUUGUGAGAAUGGUAGGAUGCUGUAAUGAUGGAAUACAGCAAUGAAUAAUAGACUUGGUUCCUAACAUCCAUCAGGAUAAAAACCAACUGAACCAACACUACAAGUACACAGUAUGWUAUGAAGGACUGAUAUGCCGUUUAUAAACAAAGAUGAUACCUAAAAAGAAAGGGCGAUAAAAACAUAAUGCUCAUUUAAGCUUUUGUUGGUAACAUUUAAAUUCAAAUUGUGUUAAAAAUUGAGAGAUGACAUCCAUGAAAUAGUAUAACCACUGGUUAGGACUUUAGAGUUCAUAUUUAUUAAGUGAUGUAUCCCAUGGAUAUGUUAGAUCACACACAAAGACUUAUUGUCAAAAGAAAUAGUAAAUCACAGAUGUGAGAUGUUGUUUAAGGUAAACGUCUUGUAAAUUAAAAUGUAUAUUAUAUAUUUAGGUUA